Messenger RNA from Corythoichthys intestinalis (scribbled pipefish), 5219 nucleotides. RefSeq names its product gastrula zinc finger protein XlCGF57.1-like. Gene Ontology annotation, biological process: regulation of transcription by RNA polymerase II. The transcript has 3 exons. Gene Ontology annotation, molecular function: RNA polymerase II cis-regulatory region sequence-specific DNA binding; DNA-binding transcription factor activity. NCBI's taxonomy places the organism in Eukaryota, Metazoa, Chordata, Actinopteri, Syngnathiformes, Syngnathidae. Bases 455 to 2140 code for a protein of 561 amino acids. The record is from RefSeq and is a predicted model, not a curated record.
CGGGACUUGUAUGCUUUUGUGUUCCCAAGCGAGCACCUUCAAAGUAUUUUAAUUGGGUAAUUUUGGAAGCAAGAAUAUAGUGGUCUAAAAAGUCCUAUCUUAAAGCUUGGUGGAAGUUGUUUGGCUUUAUGUUGAAGCUUCUCAGGCUUAUGUAACUUCGUUUUUUAAGCCUAGUUCGCUAGCCAAGACACGUUAACGUAUUUCGAUUGCUUUUUUUUUUUUUUUUUUUUUUGCCUCUUCCGAUUUGUACAUUUUGAUUUGAGGGACAGGGGGGGUCGCUCGGUUAACAUUAGAGCGAUCACAUUUAAUUGUGUGAGACGCUUUUUUGACUUGUCUUUAAAGAUGCUACGGACUGAAGGGCAACGCAAUCCCAAACAUCAAGUCAAAGAGCAGCGACGUGGAAGAUGAGGUUAGGAAAUCCAUGCCAUGACGAGCAACUGUAAAACAAAAGAAAAUGACGUGUCCCUCAGACGUCACUGUAGAAGACCUUUACCCUGAGAAACACGAUCCCCUCCACGUUAAACAGGAGGAGGAGUCGAAGAUGCCGUACAUAAAACAGGAGGCGGAGCCACAGACCUCCUACAUUAAAGAAGAACAGGAAGAUGAAAUCCCUAAGUUUCCAAUGACUGUUAGUGUGAAGAGUGAAGAAGAUGAAGGUCGAAGCGAAGUGAGCGGAACAUGGACUCUUUCGAGCGACGGCUCAUGUCAUCAUGUGAAACCAAAAGACAUCACCAAAGACGAUCUUCACCCGAAGAAGCACAAUCCCCCCCAUGUUAUACAGGAGUCGGAGAUGCCGUAUAUCAAACAGGAGGCGGUGCCAGAGACCUAUAGCAUUAAAGAAGAAAAAAAGGAAGAGGAAAUCUCCAACUUUCCAAUAAGUGUCAUUGUGAAGAGUGAGGAAAAAGGCCGAAGCGAAGAGAGCGGAGCAGCGAAACCUUUGAGCCUCAGCUCAUUUCAACACCUGACAACCAAAGGAGAGGGACGAUCGCAACCUGACGCCUCGUUAACUUCGCUCCCGGACAGCGACGACAUAACAUCACACUCUUCUGACUUUAACACCGAUGAGGAGGAUAAUGACUUUGAGCAAAAUACUUCAAAAUCCUCAAACAAGUCAUCAUUGAAAACGGACACAAACGCGGUUGGGAAACCUUUUACCUGCUCACUUUGUGAUAAAACAUACUCUUGGAAACAUCACUUAAAAAGACACAUGCAUACACACACCAGGGAGAAGCCUUUCGCCUGCUCAUUUUGCGAUAAAAGAUUUUCUCAGCUAAAGUGUCACAGGUGCACACAGACUGGAGAAAAGCCAUUUGUCUGCACAUGUUGUGGUGAAAGAUUCAUCGAGAAGAGAGAAUUAAACCAACACAUAAGAACACACACUGGAAAGAAGCCUUUUGACUGUUCAAUUUGCAAUAAACAAUUUUUUACAAGGAAAGAUUUAACAAGACACACGCGUACACACACGGGAGAAAAGCCUUUUGUCUGCACAACUUGUGGUAAACGAUUCUCUGAGAAGGGAAGUUUGAAAAAACACACAAAGACACACACUGGGGAGAAGCCUUUUGUCUGUACGAUUUGUGGCAAAAGAUUCGUUGACGGAAGAAAUUUUAACCUACACACAAGAACACACACUGGGGAAAAGCCUUUCGCCUGCUCAUUUUGCGAUGAAAGAUUUUGCGAAAAGCGUCAGUUAACGAGACACGAACGUACACACACUGGAGAAAAACCUUUUUGCUGCACAGUUUGUGGUAAGCACUUUGGAGAGAAAGGCGAGUUAAUCAGGCAUACAAGAACACACACUGGAGAGAAGCCUUUUGCCUGCGCACUUUGCGAUAAAAGAUUUUCUUGGAAGCAUAAGUUAACAAAACACUCAAUCAUACACAGUGGAGAGAAGCCUUUUCCCUGCUCAGUUUGUGGUGAAAGAUUCACCCGGAAGGGAGAAUUAAAGGGUCACGCAAGAACCCACACUGGGGAGAAAUACUUCACUUGCGUUGUUUGUGGUAAAACCUUCUCCUCAAAGAGCAACCUAGCAAGACACACAAAAACGCACAAUGCGGAGACACUUUUCGCCUGCGAGGUUUGUGGUGAAAGAUUCACUCAGAAGGGACAUUUAGAAUCACACACAAGCCAUACUGGAUAAAAUCUUUCAAAUGUAGGUGUGUAACAAAAUAUUUAUAUUUGUGCCACACAUUGACAGUGGAAAAAAAUUCCAAACUUAAUUUGAAUGGUUUCAGGGAUGAUGUCUUUAUUGUUUUGUGCAUUGUCAUUUUAUGAAAUUUGCUCAAUCCACUGUACAUUUUGAUUAUGACAUUGUUUUUCCAUUUUCAAUUGUGAACUCAUUUUGAAAGCUCUUCUCAGUUCUAUAAAUAUGGGUAGUGUAUACCAGGACGCUUUGUAUUGCAUUAACUGUCAUAUUUCAACACAAUUGGAUGACUACAGGAGUAACUCUACAUACAAAUGUCUCUCCAAACAUAAUUUUUAGGCUACAACACGCAUCAACAGGAAAAUUUUGCCUCUUGUCACAAAAGAAAUUUCAGGAAGAUUAGUAGAACUACAAGUAGUCACAGAGCUACAAACGAGUUCCGAUCCUACGGUGAUGACGUAGCCAGAAUUUCCGUCUAACUCUGAAUUAACCCUUUAAGCACCCCUAAAUUUCAAACUAUUCAACUGGUUUGUUUGAAAGUACUGUACAGUGAGCCCUCACUACUCCGGACUUCAAACUUCGUACCCUCAGUCCAUCGCAGAUAUUUUCAAUUAAAAAAAACAACAGAUGAGCUGUCCCGAGCCAAUCGCGUAGUCUCACUCUCCCUGCUCUUUGUUGUUCAGGCAAUGCAUUAGAGUUGCUUAUCAAAGUUAACGACAAUUGAUUGAGGUCUUCUGUUUGAUCUUGCCACAAAUCGCAGGAAUCCUCAGCAUCAAAGCGCCGCAUGCUUCAAUCAUCGUUUAACUUGUUAAACACUUGCUGUGGCAACUCGUGUGUAAGUGAGGAGACGGAGAGGAGUAGAGUGAACUCAAUGUAGCAUUUAAUAAAGACAAGCAUUUUUAUACUUUGUUUAAUAAUAAUUCGGUGGGACAGUAACAUGUAUAAAACUUUAUACUAUAACUAUAAUUGUUAAAUUUAAUGAGCCCAAAACACAGUGUCAUCAAUAAAAUUAACUUACAAUAUAUAUAUGUGUAUAUCCAUUUUGACACUGUUCGUGUUCAAUCCUCGGCUCAAGCUCAGUUGUUGAAGCGUACGUAUAAAGAAAUUCUAAAUAUUUAUCUUGCCUCCUUUGGUAUAGUUUUGGCUAAACAAAGCCUAGGACCACCUCAAAGGUGCUCGUAACACGAUCUGUUUGAAGAAUUUUGACCUAUUAUGAAAUACUUUGUGGGAUUCUUGUUCAUUUCAAUUAUUAUUUUUAUUGCUUUAUGACUUUUACAGACAACAUUUCAACGGCUAGGUCUUUAUUUUAAGAGGGGAGUUCAGGAUUUUUAACAUUAGGUUUAAUAUUCGCGUUGGCGGGGGUUAAUUAAUCUGUGGAGUUGAUUUCAACAAAUCGUCAGUUAUUUGUUUGCUUCAGGGCUCCAGAGUGGCUAAACUACCACAAGUCAGUGGUGCGUGCUUAAGCCUAAUGUCAAAAAUUCGGACCUUCCCCUUUAAAUUAAUUUAUAGGGCAUUAAUUGGGUAUCUUCAUUUCGAAGGAGUCCAAGCUGAGACUUUCUUCUAAUUUUGUCCCGAUCAUUAAAAAAAACAAACCAAUGGUUUUAAAGAAACUUAUCAUUAAGAGGACGUAUCCUACUCUCUAAGGCAGAAGGGUUGUCCAGGACGAUUUAUGCUGUUUCUCUUUAUGUAGAUUUUAAAACGUGUAAGGAUGUUGACCGAGUACUGUUUGACUUCAUUUGUAAAAACCGAACUCAUUACAUCCAAAAAAAAAAAAAAGUACUGAUGAAUAGGGAUGGGGUUUGAGAAUAUUUUUACGAUUCCAUUAUCGAUAUUGCUUAACGAUUCGAUUCUUUAUCGAUUCUCUUAUCGAUUUUAAUUGGGACUAAUGGACUGUAUGAGGUUCUGGGUUCAAUAUGUUUUAUGGUUCAUUCGCCUCGGGGUGUCCGUUAGAACAUGAGGAGCGGAGAGUGGAGUUGGUCUUUGGCACUUUUAAUCCAACUUUGUAACAGGCACAACUAUAUACAGGCAAUGGCACUUGAUAUGAGAAUUAAUAGCCGCGUUUACAUGCUGACUUUUUUUCAUACCGAUUCAAAUCAUUCCGAAUGGAUAUUUCACAUCAGCUGUUUACAUGUCACUUCAUCUAUUCCGAUCCAGCGUUUACAUGUGUCUGCCUUUAUUCCGAAAGGACGUUUGACAACUGCCGUCUGACAUGCGCAGAUUAAUCAAAACAACGUGUCACGUUGCAAAACAUGGAGAUCGAUCGUCAGAUCAGCUGCUGUUUUAACUUUUCGAGUGGAAACAAAACUUCAGAAUGAUACGCCGUUCAUUUAAAAAGUUGUGUGGGUGCGCUGUGCGUGUGCUUGGAAGCCAUGUUGCAAGUGACAUUACUUACGUCACCACGUCAGUACGGAGCAUGUGCAGAAAGAACGCAACCAGACACCAUUCCGCUUCCCUGUUUACGUGAUAUAAUUUUACUUGGUUUGGGAAAAGGAAUAUUCCACCCUUGUGAAUCGGAAUGAAAUUCCAUUCGGUUUGGGCCUGUUCAUUCCGAAUGAGGUGUUUAUAUGGAACACAUUUAUUCGGUUUGAACAAAUAUUCCGAUUGUAAUUGGAAUAUUUGGCUCCAUGUAAACGUGGCAAUUGAGCAAAUGAGAGCAUGCAUGGAAAGAUGUUGAUGUAUUUAUAUGUGUGUAGAAGAAGACUGGAAUGUGUGGUUCUGAAAGGAAAUAAAAUGACAUCAUAUUAGUGCUGAUUCAAUAAACAAUUCAAAUUGACUGUAAAGCAGUCAAUAACACAUGACGCGAGUGCGCACGCACAACUUGGAAGCACGCUGCGUGCACGUACCGUCAUCUUGCCCAUAAUGGUGGAGAAAACUAAGCACUUUACACUAGUGAUGCACGAUAAUGCAUUUUUCAGCCGAUACCGAUAACCGAUAAUUUCCUCCUCGUUCCAACCGAUAACCGAUAAUGUCAAGCCGAUAAUUCUAUUAAAAGAUUUAUGUAAAAUUUUAAGGUAUACACAAAAGAAAAUAUCACUGUGCAAAAAUAUAAUUUGUUGCUCUUUUUCAACAUAAAAUA